AUGGCUGCCAGUAAUAUUGCGGUGCGGCCGUCGCUCGAAGAUGUACACAAAAUCGUUGAGAAAGGCAAAGGACUGUCAAAUGCGCCGAACUUGAUCCCACUCUGCGCUUCCAUCUCCUCAGAGUUCCUGACCCCUUCCAGCAUAUACCUUAAGAUCGUGGCGAACUCCAAGUCGAAGCUGUCCUUCCUCUUCGAGUCCGCCGCAACAACAGAAACUAUCGGCCGGUACAGCUUCAUUGGAGCCGACCCACACAAGACACUCCUCUCCGGACCGGACCAUGGCCUGGAAGCCGACCCUCUCCCCCGGCUGCACGAGGAACUAUCUCAGUAUCGAGUGGCAGACAUCCCCUCCCUUCGUCUACCACCCAUGACCGGCGGUGCCAUCGGGUACGUCGGCUACGACUGCGUCAAGUACUUCGAACCCCGGACCAAACGACCGAUGAAAGACAUCCUGCACGUCCCCGAAAGCCUCUUCAUGCUCUUCGACACCAUCGUCGCCGUCGACCAUUUCUUCCAAAAAGUGAUGGUCAUCAUCUAUCUCCACGUGCCCUCCCCAAACGCCACCCCCACGGACACAGCACUCUCAGACGCCUACCACACCUGCCAAAACACCAUCGCCGCCACGUUACGGAUCUUGAAGCGGCCGGACCUCCCUCUUCCGCCUCAACCACCCGUCAAACUAGACCAACAAUACUCCUCCAACAUCGGCCGCCAAGGCUACGAAUCCCACGUCACGAAACUAAAAAAACACAUCGUCGUGGGCGACAUAAUCCAAGCCGUCCCCUCCCAACGCAUCGCCCGCCCCACCUCCCUGCACCCCUUCAACAUCUACCGCCACCUUCGCACCGUAAACCCCUCACCAUACCUCUUCUACCUCUCCUGCAACUCCUUCCAGAUCAUCGGCGCGAGCCCCGAACUCCUCGUCAAAGCCGACCAAACCACAACCCCGCACCGCAUCAUAACGCACCCGAUCGCGGGAACGAUCAAACGCGGCGCCACGCCCGCCGAAGACAGCGCUCUCGCGAAUACACUCCUGGAAUCCGCAAAGGACCGGGCAGAACACGUCAUGCUCGUCGAUCUGGCACGGAAUGAUAUCAACCGCGUCUGCGACCCGCUGACGACGCGGGUGGAGAAGUUGAUGGUGGUGCAGAAGUUCAGUCAUGUGCAACAUCUCGUCUCCGAAGUGUCGGGGGUGUUGAGGCGGGGGAAGAAUCGGUUCGAUGCGUUUCGCUCCGUGUUCCCCGCGGGGACCGUCUCUGGGGCUCCGAAAGUGAGGGCGAUGGAGUUGAUUGCUGAGUUGGAGGGGGAGAAACGGGGGGUCUACGCCGGAGCGGUGGGGUGGUUCGGGUACAAUACCGUUGACGUUUACGAUACGACCAUGACCACCACCAACCGCUCAUCCACCGGUCUGACAUCCGGCGCGGAAACGGAAGGAGCAAUGGAUACCUGCAUCGCCCUGCGCACCAUGGUGGUGAAAGACGGGAUCGCGUACUUGCAGGCGGGCGGGGGGAUCGUGUUCGAUAGCGAUGCCGGGGAGGAGUACGAGGAGACGAUGAAUAAGGCCGCGGCGAAUAUGAGGGGGAUUGAGCAGGCGGAACGGCUGCAUUGGGAGGAGCAGCAGCAGGCGCAACGGCAGGGGGAGAAUGGGGAGGGGGAAGGGGUGGGCGCGACGGAGGAGAUGGUGGGAGGUGGUGUGGCGGAUGCAGGGGUUGAGGGUCGGAAGGGCAAGGUUGAUCUGGCGGGUGGAUAG
Baudoinia panamericana UAMH 10762 is the source of this 1749-nucleotide messenger RNA. RefSeq lists its product as uncharacterized. Lineage: Eukaryota; Fungi; Ascomycota; Dothideomycetes; Mycosphaerellales; Teratosphaeriaceae. Bases 1 to 1749 code for a protein of 582 amino acids. The record is from RefSeq and is a predicted model, not a curated record. The transcript is spliced from 3 exons. Gene Ontology annotation, biological process: L-tryptophan biosynthetic process.